CCCCAAAUCUCAUGGUGCCCGCUCGCUCAUUUUGCCCCCUUUUUGUGUUUUUUGGUCUGUUUAUACUAACCUUUCUAAUUCCCAUACGAACAAGGCACAAAAAGCCCUAAAUUCCCUCUUCCCCUAUUCUGUCGAAGAGCCUUUUGUUUUUUCUCUUGCUUGGACGGGCUUUUCUGUUCCUUAAUGAGCCUCCUCAGCCUCUAUGACACCUCCACGCCGCUCAACCCCAAUUGCCUUUCCAACACCACCUCGUCGCCGCCUCAAGAGCAAUGCGUUCUUUGGCCUUCCUUGGCGUCCGCAAUCGAGUCCAACAUCGUCUGGGACAGCAUCUACUUCAUCCGGAUCGCCCAGUGUGGCUACGAGUACGUGCAGUCUUAUGCCUUCUUGCCUCUGCUUCCCCUUUGCAUCUCCUUCUUCUCGCGAACAGGCAAUGCUUUCCAUAAAGAAGGGUGCAUAUCUUUUGAAAUGUGGAAGAAGAGGGAAGCCCAAGUUUUGUUCUUUCCAGCUUUCUACGGUAGGCAUGUUACAAUUCAAGAAUUAAGAAGACUCUUUGUGAGUUAA
Messenger RNA from Morus notabilis, 561 nucleotides. RefSeq lists its product as uncharacterized. Gene Ontology annotation, biological process: GPI anchor biosynthetic process. Bases 184 to 561 code for a protein of 125 amino acids. The transcript is spliced from 2 exons. Gene Ontology annotation, cellular component: endoplasmic reticulum membrane; mannosyltransferase complex. NCBI's taxonomy places the organism in Eukaryota, Viridiplantae, Streptophyta, Magnoliopsida, Rosales, Moraceae. The record is from RefSeq and is a predicted model, not a curated record. Gene Ontology annotation, molecular function: alpha-1,6-mannosyltransferase activity; GPI mannosyltransferase activity.